Taeniopygia guttata (zebra finch) is the source of this 3397-nucleotide messenger RNA. It is a transcript of the gene ECEL1, whose product is annotated as endothelin converting enzyme like 1. NCBI's taxonomy places the organism in Eukaryota, Metazoa, Chordata, Aves, Passeriformes, Estrildidae. Gene Ontology annotation, biological process: protein processing. Gene Ontology annotation, cellular component: plasma membrane. Gene Ontology annotation, molecular function: metalloendopeptidase activity. The record is from RefSeq and is a predicted model, not a curated record.
CGGCGCGGGGCGCGGAGCGGAGCGCGGGGCGCGCAGCCGGACGGGUGCCGCGGGGUCGGCCGGCCCCCAGCAGCCUCCUGGCACCCCCUGAGAGAGCCGCUGAGCACCCCCAGGGCCCCCCGAACAUCCCGGACAGCGUCCCCUAGCAUCCCGGCAGCGUCGCCCCAGCAUCCCGGGAGCAUCUUCCAAGUAUCUCGGUGAGCAAACGACGAGCGACCCUCAAGCAUCCGCGUAAUCCCCGGGCAGCAAAACGAAGAUCAUCCCCCCAGCAUCCCUCCAGUACCUCGGAGCUUCCUUACUCACCCGGACAUCACCACUUCCCCGUGGCAGGCACGGCUCCGGCAUGAACUGUGGGCUGCCUGAGCCUGCCCUCCGCCUGCCCUGAGCCCCCUGCACCAGCGCUGCUGGCAGGGAGCCCCAUUCCCGGCCAUGGAGAAGACCUACUCGUUGACAGCACACUAUGAUGAGUUUCAGGAGGUGAAGUACGUGAGCAAGUACCAGAGCGGGACCCUGCCCAACGGCUUCGCCCUCCAGCUGGGCGCGGGGGCCAAGAAGCGCCGUGGGGGGCUGCCACGCUGGAGCCGCCGGGAGGUCUGUCUGCUCUCAGGGCUGGUCUUCGCUGUGGGGCUCUGCGUCAUCUUGACGUGCAUGUUGGUCCUCAAGUAUCUGGCGACCGAAGGGGACAGCUACUGCCUGGAGGGGUGCCAGGAGAAGAAGGCCUUCCUGCGGGCAUCCCGCUUCCUAAAUGCCAACAUGGAUGCUACCAUUGACCCUUGCCAGGACUUCUACUCCUUCGCCUGUGGCGGCUGGCUCCGGCGACAUGGCAUCCCUGAGGACAAGCUGGUGUACGGCACCAUCGGGGCCAUCGCCGAGCAGAACGAGGCCAAGCUGCGGGCGCUGCUGAGCCGCCCCGUGCGGCGCCGUGCCCGCGACUCGGCAGAGAGGAAGGUCAAGGAGUUUUUCCGCUCGUGCCUGGACCGGGCUGAGAUUGACCGGCUCGGCCCCCGGCCCAUGCUGGAGGUCAUUGGGGAGUGUGGUGGCUGGGAUGCCCCUCCGGACCGCAGGGACAUCAACGAGCUGCUCUACAAGACACAGGGCGUCUACAGUGCGGCCGUGCUCUUCUCCCUCACCGUCAGCCUGGACGAGAGGAACACUUCCCGCUACGUCAUCCGGAUCGACCAGGACGGGCUGACCCUGCCCGAACGGACCCUCUACCUGGGGCAGGAUGAGGAGAGUGAGAAGAUCCUGGCCGCAUACCGAGUGUUCAUGGAGCGACUGCUCACCCUCCUGGGGGCUGAGAAUGUGGAGCAGAAAGCCCAGGAGAUCCUGCAGCUGGAGCAGCACCUCGCCAAUAUCACGGUGUCCGAGUAUGACGAUGUGCGGAGGGACGUUGGCAGCAUGUACCACAAAGUGACCCUGGCCGAGCUGCAGCGCAUCACUCCCACUCUCAAGUGGAAGCGCUUGCUGGACCGCAUCUUCCACGACAACUUCUCGGAGGAGGAGGAGGUGGUGCUGCUGGCCACCGACUACAUGCACAAGGUGUCCAACCUCAUCCGUGUGACACCCAGCAGGAUCCUUCACAACUACAUGCUGUGGCGCAUCGUGGUGGUGCUGAGCGAGCACCUCUCCACCCCCUUCCGCGAUGCCAUCCACGAGCUCUCCAAGGAGAUGGAGGGCAGCGAGAAGCAGCUGGAGCCGGGUAAGGUCUGCCUGAGCCAGGCCAACAAGCACUUCGGCAUGGCCCUGGGAGCUCUCUUCGUUGAGGAGCACUUCUCCUCUGCCAGCAAAGCCAAGGUGCAGCAGCUGGUGGAGGACAUCAAAUACAUCCUUGACCAGCGCCUGGAUGAGCUGGACUGGAUGGAUGAGGAAACACGGAGAGCAGCCAGGGCCAAGCUCCGCUAUAUGAUGGUGAUGAUUGGGUACCCCGAUUUCCUCCUGAAGCCAGAGGCCAUCAACAAGGAGUAUGAGUUUGAGGUGGAUGAGAAGACCUACUUCAAGAACAUCCUCAACAGCAUUGCCUUCAGCAUCAGGCUCUCAGUGAAGAAGAUCCGGCAGGAGGUGGAUAAGUCUGCGUGGCUGCUGCCUCCCCAGGCACUGAACGCCUACUACCUGCCCAACAAGAACCAGAUGGUGUUCCCUGCUGGCAUCCUGCAGCCCACACUCUACGACCCCGAGUUCCCGCAGUCACUGAACUAUGGUGGGAUUGGCACCAUCAUUGGGCACGAGCUGACCCAUGGCUACGAUGACUGGGGGGGACAGUACGACCGGCACGGGAACCUGGUGCACUGGUGGACGGAGCGCUCAUACAGCAAGUUCCUGAAGAAGGCACAGUGCAUCGUCAACCUCUACGACAACUUCACCGUCUACAACCAGAGGGUGAAUGGCAAACACACACUGGGGGAGAACAUCGCUGACAUGGGGGGGCUCAAACUCGCCUACUACGCCUACCAGAAGUGGGUGCGGGAGCACGGCCCUGAGCACCCCCUGCACCACAUGAAGUACACACACGACCAGCUCUUCUUCAUCGCCUUUGCCCAGAACUGGUGCAUCAAGCGGAGAUCCCAGUCCAUCUACCUGCAGGUGCUGACAGACAAGCACGCCCCGGAGCACUACAGGGUCCUGGGCAGUGUCUCACAGUUUGAGGAGUUUGGACGGGUGUUCCACUGCCCCAAGAACUCGCCCAUGAACCCAGUGCACAAGUGCUCAGUGUGGUGAGGCCGAUCCCCCUCCAGCAGGCUGGGACCCUCCAUCCCCUCCCCUGCCUAAGUGACACCCUGUGCCCAGUGCCCAACUUCCCAUCUCCCCUUCCUAUUGUCCAGCUAAAGGGGUGUCACGGGGGGUCACCCCAAAGGCAGGCACUGCCCUAGGGGUGUAGGCAGCAGAGACACUCGGGCUGGGCAGCUGCCCCCUGCCCAUCCACCUCCCAUCCGCUGCCAUGCGCGCUGAGGAACACCUUGUUCCAUGGAGGAACAAGGGCACGCCCAGGCACCCCUGUGCCCCCUUUCUGUCCACCUAGCCCAAACCCUUCACCCAGCCCUACCACAUCCAUCCCAGCAUCAGUCAAGGCAGGGGGAGGACUCCAGAGUUCCCAAGGGCCUGCCCCAUGCCAAAAGCCUCCCCUGCAUGGUGCCCUCCUCCCCGUGCCAGCCCCCUCCUGUCCAUGCAGCAGCCCCGCCGAGGUGGGGCACAGUGGUGCAGCCGGGCCGGGCGGUGCCAGCCUGCCCGGGAGCACAUGCACACGGACACUGCUGUAUUUUUUUCUGCUGUUUCUGGUCAAUAAAGCACUGGAUAUGCUGGGUGGCUGCCAGGGGCCAUGGCCAGGGAAUGGGGGCAGUGGGCAGCACCCCCAGCCCUGCCCACGUGGCACAGGCACUCCCACUGCACCAACACGCCUCUC